Messenger RNA from Megalops cyprinoides (Indo-Pacific tarpon), 1659 nucleotides. RefSeq names its product islet cell autoantigen 1 (gene ica1). The record is from RefSeq and is a predicted model, not a curated record. Bases 45 to 1649 code for a protein of 534 amino acids. Gene Ontology annotation, biological process: regulation of transport. The transcript is spliced from 14 exons. Lineage: Eukaryota; Metazoa; Chordata; Actinopteri; Elopiformes; Megalopidae. Gene Ontology annotation, molecular function: protein domain specific binding. Gene Ontology annotation, cellular component: Golgi apparatus.
UGUCAUUACCGCACUAUAUGUAGCUGCUGAAAUGUAGGCUUUCAAUGAAAUUAUGUAGGACAAACACUGCAAUUACAUUUCACCGCCAUCUCAGCGACAGAAAAGUCGCAUGGUUCUACAAAAACAUGGAGAGCAGAAAUUAUGGAUAUUCUCGUGAAUACUACGAUCGCUUUGUCCAAAGCCAAGACUCGUCUGUUGUUAACAAAUUCCAGCAGAAAUACUGGAAAACCAAACAGACUCUUAUCAAAGUCACAGGAAAGAAGGAAGAUGAACAUGUCGUGGCCUCAGACGCCGACCUUGAUGCAAAACUUGAGGUGUUCCACUCAGUCCAGAGAACAUGCAUGGAGCUUCUGAAGGUCAUUGAGCAGUACCAGAGAAGAAUCUGCUUUUUGUCACAGGAGGAGAAUGAGUUGGGCCGGUUCCUAAGGUCACAGGGGUCCCAGGACCGGACCCGCGCUGGGAAGAUCAUGCAGGCCACUGGAAAGGCCCUCUGCUUCUCCUCUCAGCAGAGGCUCGCUCUCCGCAGCCCCCUGUGCCGUCUCUACCAGGAAGUGGAGACAUUCCGCUACCGUGCCAUCUCGGACACCUGGCUCACUGUAAACCGGAUGGAGCAGUCCAGGACGGAGUACCGCGGUGCGCUGCUGUGGAUGAAGGACGUGUCUCAGGAGCUGGACCCAGACACGUACAAGCAGAUGGAAAAGUUCCGCAAGGUUCAAGCUCAAGUGCGUCUUACUAAAACAAACUUUGACAAACUGAAGAAUGAUGUCUGUCAAAAGGUGGAUUUGCUGGGUGCCAGCCGCUGCAAUCUGUUGUCCCAUGUUCUUACCACGUACCAGACAACACUCUUGCACUUCUGGGAGAAGACGUCCCACACCAUGGCUGCCAUCCAUGAGAGUUUUAAGGGAUACCAGCCAUAUGAGUUCACAACACUCAAGACCUUACAAGAUCCUGUCAAUAAAUUGUUGGAUCAGGGAACGAAGAAAAAGGGGAAGAAAAAGAUGAAAGGAAAAAGGGAGGAUGGAGAGAAAGUGGCGGAGACAGAUGAUCAACUUAUUUCAAUAGAUGAGAUGAAUCACAAUAAGGAUUCCUGUCAAGGAGGCGUAUCUCCAGAUCAAGGAAGCCCAGGACAUCAGCUCUGUGAAGAUGUGGGUCCGGAUCUAAUGCAAAACAGAGAACAAGAGGAUCUGCUCUCAGAAUACCAUGAUCACGAGGGCGGGGAAAAGGACGACAUGGCCUUGCUGAAUGAGAUCCUCAACAGCUCGUCUCUGGAUGAGGGGGAGUUCUCCCAAGAGUGGCGGGCAGUUUUUGGGGAGGAGGAUCCUCCAGGAAGUGCGAGUGAAGCGGGCCACAUGGACGUUCACCAUGAGCAGUCGUCCUGUUUCCUCCCCUCCCAGCUGCUGGACCACAACAUGAACAAGCUGCAGUCCCCAUUCACCAAUUGGGCCAUGAGCAUUCCACAGCUUGUCUCCCAGGCAACAGAGCCAUCAUCUGGAGCCAAUCAGGACUCAACCAAGUCAACAGUGAGAGAAACCUCUGAGACGUCUAAAGAUCUUUCAGCCUGGUUCAGCCUUUUUGCUGAUCUGGACCCCCUGUCUAACCCUGAUGCAGUUGGAAAAACGGACAAGGAGCACGAGCUGUUGAAUGCGUGAACUCACCUUC